AUGACAUUGGUGAGAGAGAGAAGGCACCAACAAGCACUAAGGCUCUCCCCACCUCCACCGGAUGUUACUCCGGUAGCAGCUGAUCAUUUCAGGCAGCAGAGGACUACUACUCCUACUUCUACUCCUGACUCUCCAGCCAAUGUCGAAAACCUCUCUGACCUUGAGAAACUGGAAGUUCUUGGACAUGGCAAUGGCGGCACUGUUUAUAAAGUGUGUCACAAGAAAACCUCAACCAUUUACGCGUUGAAAGUCCUCCGUUUCGACCACUAUGCCACCGGUAUCUUGCAACAAGCAGCGCGUGAGGCGGAGAUCCUUAAGCUAGUGGACUCGCCCUAUGUCAUUAGAUGCCAUGGGGUUUUUGACAAUGGCUUCAUGAGUAGUACUAGUGAUCACAAUGAUGGUGGGGGUGAUUUGUGUUUUGUGAUGGAGUAUAUGGAAGGAGGCUCGCUGCUCGAUGUGCUGCGAGCACGCCAGAGAUUGCCUGAGCACGUAAUCUCUAGCGUGGCAAAGCGUGUCCUCCAAGGAUUGCACUAUCUGCAUGCCAUGCAGAUAGUGCAUAGGGACAUCAAGCCCUCAAACCUGCUCAUAAAUGGUAGAGGCCAUGUGAAAAUUGCAGAUUUUGGGGUGAGCCAUGUUGUGGCAGGUGCCCGUGAGGCAUGCGACGCCUACAUGGGCACCUACGCGUACAUGAGCCCCGAAAGGUUUGAUCCAGAGCGGUGGGGUGGUGAUAAUGCGAAUGGGUUUGCCGGUGAUGUGUGGUCACUUGGAUUGGUGGCGUUGCAAUGUCACAUGGGUCGUUUCCCACUGAUUACUCCUGAGCAGAAACCAGAUUGGGCAACUUUAAUGUGUGUGAUAUGCUUCGGAGAGGGGGUGGAGAUGCCGGAGACGGCAUCCCCGGAGUUUCGGAGUUUCGUUUGGGGAUGUGUGGAGAAGGAUUGGAGGAAGAGAGCAACUGUUGAUGAGCUUCUUGACCACCCUUUUGUCAAUAAAACUUGCUGCCCUUCCACUGAAGACUUGGUUGAUUAUGUUUAA
Molecule: messenger RNA, 1032 nt
Organism: Prunus avium (sweet cherry)
Lineage: Eukaryota; Viridiplantae; Streptophyta; Magnoliopsida; Rosales; Rosaceae
Gene: MKK10
Product: MAP kinase kinase 10
Biological process (GO): protein phosphorylation
Cellular component (GO): cytoplasm
Molecular function (GO): protein serine/threonine kinase activity; ATP binding
Source: RefSeq, a predicted model, not a curated record